AUGUUCCGUUUCCAACGGCAGCGGACCUCAUUGUCCAAUGCCAUGUCCAUUGUGGAGCUUAAUGUCCACAUGGACUGUGAAGGAUGCGAGAAGAGAAUACGGAAGGCAAUCUCCAAGUUGGAUGGGGUUGAUACUGUGGAAAUAGACAUGGAUAAACAAAAGGUGACGGUCACUGGAUAUGUGGAUCAGAGGAAGGUCCUCAAGGCAGUGCGGCGGACCGGCAGGAAGGCUGAAUUCUGGCCAUACCCUUAUGACUCUCAGUACUAUCCAUUUGCCAUUCAAUAUCUUGAGGACUCGACAUACUCGUCAACUUAUAAUUACUACCGGCAUGGAUACAACUCCAGUGUGUGUGGAUAUUUUCCUGACCCAGCUUACUCUAUGAUAGUUGAUGAUGAGAUGGCUGCAGUUUUUAAUGAUGACAACGUUCAUGCAUGCAUGAUAAUGUGAAAAUUACAAGCACUUGGAAUUAUGAAUAAAUGAAUGUCUUUGGAGUACUUAGAUAUAGUUCUAAAUAAAAUUGGUGCUUUAUGUGUUUUGCUAAUGUUAGUAUAUAUGAUAAUACUUAGAUUUAGUUAGUGUGCAAGUGCAUUUUUCCAGUGGUGUUACCUGUGAAAAGAUUCAUGGAUGUUUCUCUCACAGAAUAUAUUCUUGUGCUCCUGUAAGGCAACAAAA
Molecule: messenger RNA, 672 nt
Organism: Elaeis guineensis (African oil palm)
Lineage: Eukaryota; Viridiplantae; Streptophyta; Magnoliopsida; Arecales; Arecaceae
Product: heavy metal-associated isoprenylated plant protein 45
Molecular function (GO): metal ion binding
Source: RefSeq, a predicted model, not a curated record